ACAAUGGGUGCCCAAGAGUUCUUUUACUUACCAGCUUUUGUCUUCCUGUUGCUACUGUUUCAUCCAGUAAAUACUCAAUACCAUCGUGAUACACGCGAAGUCUCUUUUUUUGGUAUGAUGCUUCAAAACAACAUCUUUAAAACAAUCACUGGAGCAGCACUCGGUGAUGUGUGUUUGCUGGAAUGUUAUCGUGACGUCAGAUGCCAAAGCUUUAACUAUGUAUUCACCCAAGACAAAUGUGAGCUUAGCGACCGCACGAAGGAAGCCAGGCCUGAAGAUUUUGUACCCAACUCUGAGAGAUAUUACUUCAGGCGAGAUAUGAAGAGAGCUCAUCUCGGUUCCAUUCUAGAGCUGCCUGCAGACUCAUGUAAGGAAAUCAAGUCAAGUGAAGGUGGACAAGCUGUCAGCGGAAAAUACUGGUUGAAUUUCAUCAAACCUGACACUCCUGUCUUGGCUCACUGUGACAUGAAGACCGAAGAUGCUGACGAAUGUAAUGCGUCCAUUAGUGUUUGUGAUGUGAACGCUAACUGCAAAAACACUCUGGGAUCGUAUCGCUGCUUUUGCAGAGCCGGUUUUUCUGGAGAUGGACAUACCUGCAAAGAUGUUGACGAGUGUAAUGGCUCUAACCCAGUUUGUGACGUUAACGCUGACUGCAAGAAUACUAUCGGCUCCUAUAGUUGUUUUUGCAAAGCCGGAUUUUUUGGAGAUGGGAAAAAUUGUAAUAAUGCAUUUAGGGCCAUCUUUACAAGUCUUGGAGCAAGUGGAAGAAACGGACCAACAACAUUAGGUAGUCACUACACAGGUCAAGAUCACGACGGACAAGUUGUUCUGUCUAGCGGUAUUCAACAAUGGACUGUGCCGUACUCUUGUGACUACAGAAUAGAAGCAAUAGGAGCUGCAGGAGGGUACGGACUACGCAGUAACAAUGGUCAAUACCGAGGGAGAGGUGCAAGAAUGAUCGGUACUUUCUCCUUAAAUAAAAGUGAAACCAUCCAAAUUAUUGUUGGUCAAGAAGGUGGAAUCAAUAACGUCUCUAACUCGGCUGGAGGCGGUGGAGGUACCUUUGUGGUGAAAGGAAACAAUAGCCCUUUGAUAAUAGCUGGAGGUGGAGGAGGGAUGGAAGUGGUCACCACGAGACAUGCAGGAUGCGAUGCUAGCACGAGCACCGCAGGGAAUCCUGGUUACAGGUCAUGGACAGGAGGGAGCAAUGGACAUGGUGCACAAGUUGCUGAUAAUGGUAAUUCAGGAGGUGGAGGAGGCGGUUUCUACUCCAGUGGGAGAAGUUCGCGACAGUUUGGCGGAAGCAAGGGAAAUGGUGGAGAAGGUGGCAAAGGAUUUCUUCAGGGAGGAGUUGGUGGACGAUCCUGGUAUAACAACAUCGAUGGUGGUUUUGGAGGGGGUGCUGGUUCGUAUGGAAUAGGCGGAGGAGCUGGAGGCGGAGGUGGUUACUCUGGUGGAAGCAGCGGAGAUAAUGAACAUGAUUCCUGUGGGGGUGGGGGUGGAUCUUUCAAUGCUGGAGACGAUCAGCAAAAGGAAUGUUGCUAUCAAACUUCUGGCCACGGUCAAGUGACCAUUACUUUAUUGAAAAUAUGAAUAGGAACCACCCGUCAGAUUGAUAGAAAAUGAGCUGCCAUCCCAUUGUUUUUCACCUUUUAGACUUUCCCUCUUUAAGCUCACACUCAAUUUUUUCACGUAACUUUCUAACUAGUAGGAGGACUUUAUUUUGCUUCACAGAAAGAAAACUGGUACCGUGAAAAAUUUAGAUAAUUGCUGUCUUAAAGUAAUAUCUUAGGAUGGUGCAGUUAAAAAAAAUAGACGUUGCACGUGGAAAAUGGAACCCUUUAAGCAAUCUCUUCAACAGUUUGCAAAAUGAAUUUUAGUCAUAUAUACUUCGUUAAGGUUUAAACAGUAAACAACGAAAUUUCUUACUUCCCAGUGUUUUAGGCUCUGUAGAACAAACAUUUUUUUUCUUAAUGCAUACCUAAAGAAUAAAGGCCAAUAUCAUAACCUGUUAUUUUCAGUAGUAUUGUUAUCAUUAUUAUUAUUGGUUUCUUUGUUUACUUACUUAGUCCGUGGGCCAGGCCCCCCCAAAAGUGACCUUUCAAUACCCCUCUCGGAGACAAAUGUUAUCAUAUACUUUUGAAGACUACAAUUACUCUAGUUUAAUAUUAUGUUGGAAAGCAGGGCCCUAUGGUUAGCUGAACAGGUAUUAUCAUGCAAUUAAAUGACGUCACCCCCUUUUUAAGAGUUGACAGUAAACAAACGAUAACUGUCUAAAACUAUUCCUUGGAAGCGCGUUAACCGUUCUUUAAUGGUAUUUUGUGUAUGAAAAUGAUAGAGGUUUCUCUUAGAUGAGUUUUUAAACUUCUGACUUUAAAAUUGUUUGAGUUUCAAUGUUUUUUCCAUGGCAACGCUAAAAUGUACUUCGGUGUAAUACAAAAAUUCUGAAUAUUUUUGUUUCAUGUUUUUUCUCGCAAAAUUCUCACCAAGUGGAAGAAGAAAAAAAUAAAAGAUUCACAGCCAACAGUUCUGUUAGAUACCAUCGCUACACAGACUACAUAUGUUCAUUAUUAUCCUCAUGCCAUCUUGGAUCCGCUAUGUUGCUUCCGCCAUCUCGGAUAUUA
Stylophora pistillata is the source of this 2624-nucleotide messenger RNA. RefSeq lists its product as uncharacterized. The record is from RefSeq and is a predicted model, not a curated record. NCBI's taxonomy places the organism in Eukaryota, Metazoa, Cnidaria, Anthozoa, Scleractinia, Pocilloporidae. Gene Ontology annotation, molecular function: calcium ion binding.